Molecule: messenger RNA, 858 nt
Organism: Alternaria alternata
Lineage: Eukaryota; Fungi; Ascomycota; Dothideomycetes; Pleosporales; Pleosporaceae
Exons: 2
Coding region: 236-766 (176 amino acids)
Molecular function (GO): carbon-sulfur lyase activity
Source: RefSeq, a predicted model, not a curated record
CUGGAAUGUCUCCACAAAGCUUACCUACUAGAAAAUCGAGGUGCACUUUAUAGGCUUGACCGCUCUGGCGAAACGAUCUCGUAUCUCCAUACAGAUACAAAGGGAUCUUUUGCUUUAUUCACUCUGUGAAGAUCACGACCAGGUGUAGCCAGUUGGUACCAGCGAUCACACUCUUAGCGUUCUCGCUGUUAAAUCACAUUCCCGCAAAGACGAAUAUCAUCAACAACACGAAGCCAUGAGUUCCUUCAACGAUCAUGGAUUCUCCGUGACCCAUCUUUCCAACGAUGGUUGGUCUACCGAGGAUGAAGCUACUGCCACAUGCUUUUGUGGAGCUGUACAGGUAGUUCUGCCACUCCAGAAACCUGGUUUGAUAAAUCGUCAUGUUUGUCAUUGCCUCGACUGCCGCAAGAUUGGUUCCGCCUUCUACCAAUCUAAUAUCACUGUGGCAGACUCACAUCUCAAGCACGUUCGGGGUGAGAAUAAUCUCGCGACAUUCGAAGAGGCUACGACAGUACGGGCCAACGCAUCUAUGACGAAUUAUUUCUGCAAGACAUGCGGAACUCUGAUGUACCGCCGCGGCGCUCGAUUUCCUGAGAUGACGAUCUUGCGCACUGGCACUGUCGAUGAUCCCACUCUAGCAGAAACCAAGUUGCGGCCGCAGGUAGAGCAGUUUAUCGAAAGGAGGGCCGCCUGGUCGGUGCCAAUUGAAGGUACGGCACAGACAGUAGGAAUGCAUCAGCCUUCUGACAUUGCGGGGAUUCCAUAAACAUCUCACUACCUUUGUGCAACUGCCUACAAUCUUGCCUUCAUGCCUCAGUUAGCCUUUAACCUAGCAUCAUUCGACGUUCGUAAAGAGAC